AGGUUCAAGGACUGUUAAUGGUUUGUAACUGCCUGACAAUAAGCUCAACCUCAAAGUUACAUCAGCCUGGGCAGAUGUCUAAGGAUAUGAGACUGGAAGAAGAAAAGGUAGAAUCUGGAGCAGAAGGACGAAGCUUGCCACCUGCCUACUAGACUGAGCUUUUAAUGUGAUUUAAAUUUCUAAGCUCUAUGCAGGCGUCCUGGAAAUGGUGGUCUUCAUUAAUGCAAAGAUUAAGUCUUUAAUUAAACUUUUUAAGAAGAAAACGGUUUCCAACUUAGAUGAAGAGAGCCGAUGGACAGUCCACUACACUGCUCCAUGGCACCAGCAGGAGAAUGUGUUUCUUCCCACCACAAGACCCCCCUGUGUUGAGGACCUGCACCGCCAAGCCAAGCUCAACCUCAAAUCAGUAUUGAGGGAGUGUGACAAAUUGCGGCGGGAUGGCUACCGGAGUUCUCAGUACUACUCUCAGGGACCCACCUUUGCAGCCAACUCCAGCUCACUCUGUGAUGAUUAUCAAGAUGAAGAUGAAGAGACAGAUCAAAAGUGUUCCCUCUCCUCUUCAGAAGAAGAAAGAUUUAUUUCCAUCAGGAGACCUAAAACGCCAACCUCAGGUGACUUCUCCGACCUUAAUACUCAGACGAACUGGACCAGGUCACUUCCACUGCCAACCCCGGAAGAAAAGAUGCGACAGCAAGCCCAAACAGUCCAGGCUGAUGUGGUUCCUAUUAACAUAACUGGGGAGAAUUUCGAUCGCCAGGCCAGCCUUCGGCGGUCUCUAAUUUACACAGACACUCUGGUAAGACGACCGAAGAAAGUCAAAAGGAGAAAGACUAUUACAGGAAUCCCUGACAACAUACAGAAGGAGCUAGCCUCAGGUGCAGGCCAAGAUGGCAUUGGUGGUCACUCCAUGUACACCCCAGACCACUACUCUACACUAGGAAGGCUCGAUAGCUAUCGGUCUGCUGGGCAGCGCUCAGAAACCAGGGACUCCAGCUGUCAGACGGAGGAUGUGAAAGUCGUGCCACCUUCGAUGAGAAGAAUCAGGGCACAGAAGGGGCAGGGCAUUGCUGCCCAGAUGGGCCAUUUCUCGGGCUCCUCAGGCAACAUGUCUGUGCUGAGCGAUUCUGCGGGUGUGGUGUUCCCUUCUCGCCUUAACCACGAAGCUGGUUUCCACAGUCUUCCACGUUCAGGAGUGAGGGCGAACAUUCAGUCCCUCGAGCCUAGGCUGAGUGCCCUGGGGCCUGCAGGAGAUAUGGAUGGCACUUUCCCUCACCAGAGGGAGAACCCACAAGUAAAUGAAAACUUAGGACGUUUAGGGGGUGCCUCAAGGACAGGAACACUGUUGAGGCCCAAAUCCCAGGAGCUGAGGCACUUUGAGAGUGAAAACGUCAUGAGCCCCGCAUGUGUGGUUUCUCCUCAUGCGGCGUACUCCACCAGCAUCAUCCCCAAUGCGACACUGUCUUCCUCUUCAGAGGUUAUCGUUAUUCACACGGCUCAGAGUUCAGGGCAGCUGGAAAGUAAAAUUACCAGCUCAUCAUAUGCAAAGACAAAAUCCAGAGACCACCUCCCCUCUAGACAUGCUGUGAGAGAUGAUCAUCCAUCUCCCAGGCGUCACUGGCACGAGGGGCACUCCACCAUUCUCUCCCAGGCCCUAGACACCCAUUCUCCCAGUGCAACCACACUGCUGUCCCUCUGUGAUUCAGAGGUCUCUCUCAACGCCCCAGCAAAUAGGGAGAAUGGGUCCCAAGCCGUGCCAUAUAAUUGUAGAAACAACCUGGCCUUCCCAGCCCACCCCCAGGAUGUGGAUGGCAAGAGUGAGUCUAGUUAUUCCGGGGGUGGAGGGCAGGGCGGUCCAGAGCCCUGGGAAUACAAAGCCUCAGGUAACGGCCAGGCAUCCCUGCUGAAGCCACAUCCGGCAACACCUGGCUAUUCCACCCCCGCAAGUAACAUGAGCAGCUGCAGUUUGGAUCAGACGUCCAACAAAGAGGAUGCAGGGUCGCUGUAUUCUGAGGACCACAAUGGCUGCUGCACGUCUGCACUCACCGACGCUGGGCGUGGGUCUGGGAAUCUGUGUAAUAGCAGUGAUGGCUUUGGGAACCCCAGGCACAGCGUGGUUAAUGUUUUUGAUGGAAGAGCUCAGAAAAGCCAAGGGGACAGGUCGCAUUACCAGGAUAAAUCCCUUUCGAGAAACAUCUCUUUGAAGAAAGCAAAGAAGCCCCCCCUGCCCCCCUCCCGGACAGACUCCCUGCGCAGGGUUCCCAAGAAGAGCGGCCAGUCCAACGGGCAGGUGCUCAAUGAGAGCCUGAUCGCCACUCUCCAGCACUCGCUGCAGCUGAGCCUCCCGGGCAAGGGUGGCAGCUCGCCCUCCCAGAGCCCCUGCAGUGACUUGGAGGAGCCCUGGCUGCCCCGAUCCCGCAGCCAGAGCACAGUCAGUGCCGGCAGCAGCAUGACCUCUGCCACCACCCCCAACGUCUAUUCCCUGUGUGGGGUCACUCCGUCGCAGAGCGACACGAGCAGUGUCAAGUCGGAGUACACGGACCCUUGGGGUUACUACAUCGACUACACAGGCAUUCAGGAAGACCCGGGGAACCCAGGAGGUGGCUGUCCAACCAGCAACGGGGCACCUCCUGGCAACGGGCCAGUCCGCCACGUCCAAGAAGGGUCCAAGGCCACAGUGCCCCAAGUGCCCAGUGGUUCCAUCAAACCAAAGAUCACAUCACCGGAGAAGUCACACAGAGUCACUUCUCCAUCCAGUGGGUAUUCCAGCCAGUCUAACACACCCACUGCACUCACCCCCGUGCCUGUGUUUUUAAAAUCAAUGUCACCAGCAAAUGGGAAGGGGAAGCCCAAGCCCAAGCCCAAGGUACCAGAAAGGAAGUCCUCUCUGAUAUCUUCAGUGUCCAUUUCCUCAUCGUCCACUUCUCUUUCCUCUAAUACUUCUACUGAAGGAAGUGGCACCAUGAAGAAGCCGGAUUCAACCUUGGCCUCCCCCCUGGCUCCUCCUCCUCCUCCUCUUCCAUCUCCCUGUCUGGCAGACAGGUCUGCCUGCCUUCCUCCUCCUCCUCCUGUAGCAGACUGCUCCGAGGUCUCUCCUCUGCCUCCCUCUCCCGUCUUCCCCCCUCCGCCACCGGAAGCUCUAGCUCCCUUCUGCUCGCCCGCUGAACCGUGCUGUCCUCUUCCUGCCACUGCGAUGGGGCCCCGUCUUCCAGAUCCGUCUGCGUCCUGGCCGUCGCCUCCGCCUGUCUUACCCACUUCAGAGACCCCCCCUGCCCCACCUCUUGAUGCCAAGUUCCUGAAAGACACCAGGCCUUCCUUCACAAGGCCUGACCAGCCAGAAUCCUCUCGGGAGGCCUCUAGGCCACCUUCUACCAAGGAGGAGACCAGCAGACCCCCCAUGCCCCUGAUAACCUCAGAAGCGUUGCAGAUGGUGCAGUUGAGGCCCGUGAGAAAGAACUCAGGCGCCGAGGCAGCACUGCUGUCUGAACGAACAGCUCAGGAAAAACGAACCCCAGUUGCUCCACAGUACCACUUAAAGCCAUCUGCUUUCCUGAAAUCCCGAAAUAGCACAAAUGAAAUGGAGAGUGAAAGCCAGCCUGCCUCCCUGACAGGCUUGCUUCCGACGCCUGCCAAGAGCUCGAUUCAGGGUGACCAUGGCAGUGCAGCCGAGCGUGGCAGCCCUCCGAGCCACAGCCCUGGAGCUCCGGGCCUGGGGCCGAGCUCCAGGGAGGCCGAGGCUCGGCCUGGCCCCAGGACCGCCCCCCUCUCAGACUCUUCACCCAGCAGGAAGCCGCCUCCCAUUUCCAAGAAGCCCAAACUGUUCCUGGUGGUGCCACCUCCACAGAGGGAUUUCACAGCAGAGACUUCAGAGAACGUGAGCGAAACCCCCCGAGCCGCGCCCAGCCCCUCGAAGGGAGAGGAGGGCUCUGUGCACAGCAGAGAGACGCAGGAGAGUCCUGCAGCCUGGGCUGGUUCUCAUGCCUCGUACCCUGGCAACUCGAUUCUUGAGGGAGGAGCCACAGCAUCAGUGUCCCCCGGCAGAGUGGAAGCCAAUGUCCCCAUGGUGCAGCCCAAUGCCUCGCCAGCCCCCAAGCAGGAAGAGGCAGCCGAGGACAGUGCGGAUGGUGGGGGCGCCCCGGAGCGCUGCCGGUCUCAACAGGACGGAGGGGCUCAGGGGCCGGAGACCAGCACAGCCGGUUCUUCCUCAGAGGCCUGUGACCCCCUCAAGGAGGACGGGAGUGAUGAGGUGAUGACCCCCAGUAGACCCAGGACCACCGAAGAUCUUUUCGCAGCUAUUCACAGAUCCAAGAGGAAAGUCCUUGGCCGUAAAGAUUCAGAUGACGACCACUCCCGAAACCAUUCUCCCUCCCCACCAGUGACACCCACCGGCGCUGCCCCAAGUCUGGCCUCUCCAAAGCAAGUGGGAUCGAUUCAGAGAAGCGUCCGAAAGAGCAGCACCAGCAGUGACAACUUCAAAGCUCUGCUGCUGAAAAAGGGGAGCCGUUCAGACACCAGCGCCCGCAUGUCGGCGGCAGAGAUGCUCAAGAACACCGAUCCGAGAUUCCAGAGGUCAAGGUCGGAGCCUUCGCCAGACGCCCCCGAGAGCCCCUCAAGCUGCUCCCCAAGCAAGAACCGAAGGGCCCAGGAGGAGUGGGCCAAGAACGAAGGCCUGAUGCCUCGCAGUCUGUCCUUUUCCGGCCCGAGGUACGGCCGCAGCCGAACGCCGCCCUCGGCAGCCAGCAGCAGGUACAGCAUGCGGAACCGGAUCCAGAGCAGCCCCAUGACGGUCAUCUCGGAGGGGGAAGCGGAGGCCGUGGAGCCCGUGGACAGCAGAGCUUGCGGGGCUCUGGGCGCGGCACAGGGAUGUUCACUGGACGGCCUGGCGGGGGAUGAGAUGGACGAGGGCAGCCUGCUCUGUGGCGAGGAGCCGGCCCCCUCCUUGCGGCCACCAGCCCCUGGCCCCGCCGAUGGGACAGCCGGCGCAGAGGGCGGAGCAUCACAACAGUAUGGGGGUUCUCAGAGGGAGGAGAGUUAGGGACACGCACGUGGCUCCCCCGGGUGAUGUGCGGGGGAGGGUUGAGCAGUGC
This is a messenger RNA of Carlito syrichta (Philippine tarsier), 5084 nucleotides long. RefSeq names its product NHS like 1 (gene NHSL1). Gene Ontology annotation, biological process: cell differentiation. The transcript has 8 exons. NCBI's taxonomy places the organism in Eukaryota, Metazoa, Chordata, Mammalia, Primates, Tarsiidae. The record is from RefSeq and is a predicted model, not a curated record. Bases 206 to 5032 code for a protein of 1608 amino acids.